AUGUGGUGCGCUGAACCUAGGUUCGCGCUGAACCUAUGUGGCGCGCUGAACCUAUGUGGCGCGCUGAACCUAGGUGUCGCGCUGAACCUAUGUGGCGCGCUGAACCUAUGUGGUGCGCUGAAUCAAGGUGUCGCGCUGAACCUAUGUGGCGCGCUGAACCUAUGUGACGCGCUGAACCUGAGACGGAUCGUACCGUUUGGGAACCACUGGUCUAGACUAUGCAAGUUGCAGAGGGAAUCGACACCACACCUAUCUUGUGGUUGCAAUCUGUUCAAACAAUCCUUCUUCGCUUUAAUUUUCCUUUUCUUUUUUCCUUUUCUCUUUCUUCUUUCUCUUCUUCUUCGAGACUCUGCCUGUAAUCGUGUUAUUACCUUCCUUCCAAUAGAAUUCUUUUAUUUUCCCCUUCGAUUUUCUUCUUCUUCUAAUUAUUCACUUUCUUUCUUCCUUCCAUUUUUUUUCUUUAUCCAUUCUUUACUCUUUCCUCGUUCAGUUUUCUUUCUUUUUUUCAUCCACUUCCUCCUCCCGUUUUCUUUCUUCAUACAGAUUUCUUCUUCUUUUUCUUCUUCUUCUUCUUCUUCUGGAGAACAUCUUCUUCCUUUACCUUUCUUCUUCCUCUUCUCAUAUUCCAGCCUGCUUUCCUCCUCCCCACUCCUACACCUCCUCCUCCUCCUUCUUCUUCUUUUUCUUCUUCUUCUUCUUCUUCUUCUUCUUCUUCCUUUACCUUUCUUCUUCCUCUUCUCAUAUUCCAUAUUUUUCCUCCUCCCCCUCCUACACCUCCUCCUCCUAUUUUCUUCUUCUUCUUCUUCUUCUUCUUCUUCCUUUACCUUUCUUCUUCCUCUUCUCAUAUUCCAGCCUGCUUUCCUCCUCCCCACUCCUACACCUCCUCCUCCUCUUUCUUCUUCUUUUUUUUCUUCUUCUUCUUCUUCUUCUUCUUCUUCUUCUUCUUUUUUAAAGAAAUUCUUCUUCCUCUUCUCAUAUUCCAGCCUUUUUCCUCCUCCCCCUCCUGACCUCCCUCCUCCUCUUUCUUCUUCUUCUUCUUCUUCUUCUUCUUCUUUACCUUUCUUCUUCCUCUUCUUUUAUAUUCAGCCCUCUUUCCUCCUUAAACUCCCUACAUCUCCUCCUUUCUUUCUUCUUCUUCUUUUUUUCUUCUUCUUCUUCUUCUUCUUCUUCUUCCUUUUCUUUCUUCUUCCUCUUCUCAUAUUCCAGCCUGCUUUCCUCAAAAAAAAAAACCUCCUCUUUCUUUUCUUCUUUUUUUCUUCUUCUUCUUCUUCUUCUUCUUCUUCUUCUUCCAAACCUUUCUUCUUCCUCUUCUCAUAUUUCAGCCUGCUUUAA
Messenger RNA from Acanthosepion pharaonis, 1332 nucleotides. NCBI's taxonomy places the organism in Eukaryota, Metazoa, Mollusca, Cephalopoda, Sepiida, Sepiidae. The record is from the annotation of a GenBank genome assembly.